UUAAUUUGUAAAUAAUUAAAAUGGAUAACAAUUUAGACGUUGACGAGCACUGGGAGUUUGAGGCCAUAAACUUGACACUCGAUACGGCAGGACUGGGCAUCAGUGUUAAGGGUGGUCUCGAUUCGCCCGACGUUUACGAUAAUCCCAGUAUAUAUGUAUCGAAAAUAUUUUCCGACGGCAAGGCCUACAAUGAUAGUCGGCUACAGAUCGGUGAUGUCAUACUCAGUGUAAACGGCUUUCCRCUCGUAGAUGUCAUGCACUUUGAAGCGGUCAAUGCUAUCAUAUGUGCCGGAACUGACAUUACGUUUUAUGUGCGGCGAAAAAAGUGUCGCAUCUAUGACCGCAUACCGACACCGCCCCUACAGUCCGAAACACCGAUAGCACCAGUUGUGGACAGUCUGAUUCAGGUAAAGCUCAACAAAGGUGACAAAGGAUUUGGUUUGUGUAUUAGUGGCGGACGUAAUAAUCAGCACAUCAAAGGCGAUAACGGGAUUUUCGUGACCCGAGUGGUCGACAACGGUGUGGCCGAAAGAGAUGGCCGUAUUUGUGUUGGCGACCAAUUGAUUGCCAUCAAUGAGUGCAACUUAGAGGAUGUCACGUAUGAGGAAGCGGUCAAUACUAUGCGCAACAGUUCUCGUGUGUCAAUCAUAACUGUCCUCAAGAAAUAGUGACAAAUAAUUUGCAUUUAAAUUAAUAUACUGUUAAUCGGUUUGUGUCGGCUAUUAGCGAGCGGUUAAACCACACAAAAAAUCACAAACCGAUACCCAUAAAAACCACUUAAGAUGCCUAAMUCUAGUKUGUUUGUUUGACCUAUUAUUUAGUAUUCAAUCGGAUAGAUAGACAUUAUAUUAUUAUCACUUAAAAAUUGUAUUGUAGUUAACAUUAACAUAUC
Messenger RNA from Oppia nitens, 892 nucleotides. RefSeq names its product disks large homolog 2-like. Lineage: Eukaryota; Metazoa; Arthropoda; Arachnida; Sarcoptiformes; Oppiidae. Gene Ontology annotation, molecular function: protein binding. The record is from RefSeq and is a predicted model, not a curated record. The transcript has a single exon. Bases 21 to 668 code for a protein of 215 amino acids.